This is a messenger RNA of Cuculus canorus (common cuckoo), 2757 nucleotides long. It is a transcript of the gene LRR1, whose product is annotated as leucine rich repeat protein 1. Gene Ontology annotation, molecular function: protein binding. The transcript is spliced from 3 exons. The record is from RefSeq and is a predicted model, not a curated record. The coding region runs from base 61 to 1299 and encodes 412 amino acids. NCBI's taxonomy places the organism in Eukaryota, Metazoa, Chordata, Aves, Cuculiformes, Cuculidae.
CAGGCGGUGCCGCCGCCGCUCCCGCGCUUCGCUCCGCUCGCAGUGCCGCCCGCAGCGGCGAUGCGGCUGCAGUGCGAGGCCGAGGUGGUGCACCGGCAGGUCCCGGGGCUGCGGGGCCGCGCCUCCCGCGCGUUGCUGUCGCUGGGCCGGGCCCGCGGCUCCGGGGCGGUGUGUUUGCUGCUGUGCACGGCGCGGGACCGGGCCGGGGCGCGCUACGGGCUGCGCGACAACGUGGAGAGGUUCUUCACCCGCUUCGUGGAGGAAGGCAAGGCCACCGUGCGCCUGCGGGAGCCGCCCGUGGACCUCUGCCUCAGCAAGGCAAAUGCCAGCAAUUUGAAGGCUUUCCUUUCAGCUGUGAGACUGGCUCACCAAGGGACUGACAUCGGAGCUCUCCCGCUCUCGGCUUUGGUACCGGCAAAGACCUCAGAGGUUGAAAAACCCAAGACAAAAAUGAUCAUAACUUCCCGAAGGGACUAUCCUCUCACCAAAAACUUCCCCUACUCCCUGGAACACCUCCAAGCCUCAUACUGCAAACUCGCUCGGAUCGACACGCGUGUGCUGUGUUUGAAGAAGCUCCGAAAACUAGACCUGAGUCAUAACCACAUAAAGCAGCUGCCGGCUACCAUUGGCGACCUGACCUGUCUUCAGGAGCUGAAUUUGCACGACAAUCACCUGGAGUCCUUCAGCGGGGCUUUGUGCAACUCCACCCUCCAGAAAUCCCUUCAGUUCUUGGACCUCAGCCAGAACAAAAUCAAAGCUCUUCCAAUUCAGUUUUGCCAGCUGCGAGAACUUGUCAAUUUAAAGCUCGAUGACAAUGAGCUGAUUAGGCUGCCGUUCAAGAUUGGCCAGUUAGAUCAUCUACGCUUUCUGUCAGCAGCUCGAAACAAACUUCCUUUCUUACCCAGUGAUUUUAGGAAGCUCUGCCUUGAGAACCUGGAUCUCUUUGGGAAUCCUUUUGAACAGCCCAAUCCGCUCGUUCCCAACAUACAACUGAAAAUACCUUUGACUUUGUUGGAGUGCGCAGCGAGAGCAACCGUGAAUCACAGAAUCCCCUAUGGUUGUCACCUCCUUCCUGCUCAUCUUUGUGAAGACCUGGAAGUGGCUAAAAAUUGCCAGUGUGGAAAUGCCUGUCUGAGCAGCUUCAUUCAGAUCACGGUGACCAUGAAUCUCCAUCACGUAGCUCACACCGUGGUCCUGGUGGAUAACAUGGGAGGUACAGAAGCCCCCAUCAUCUGCUACUUCUGUUCUCUAGACUGCUAUUCCCAGUUCCUGGACAGGUACCUGCAGGGUAAGAGGUGACCAUCAUGAGGUGCCAAAGCUCUGCCUGAAGUUCUGUCCAGUGGCGGAGGAGCCAAAAUUGCUUCCUGCUUGUUCCCUUCAUGUGCUGUCGGGGGCAUUGUCGAUCCUGCACUGAGGGACCACCGCUCAUCCGGUGCCUUGGCUGUUCCUCUACCACUAGAAUCUCUCUUUGGUUGGAAUAAAUGAUGCUUAGCUUGAAGGGAUCCUCCUUUAGAAUGUAUUUUGCAGUUGUUUUCCUAGUACUGUGACUCUGUUCGGAGUAUCACAACCAUCUUCUUUUUUCUGGGUCGUAAGUGGUUUCUCCUCACUGGGAGAAGGAAGGUGAACAUGUACCGACCACUCUGCUUGCUGACGCUUGAGCUCUGCCUACAGAAGAGCUGCGCUGCCGUUGUCGCUCCACUGGACUCUUCCUAACUUGUUUACUCAGAGCAACGUGGUGGGCAGCUACAAGAAGACAUGACAGUGGGAGAGUUCCAAAGCAGUCCUGUAAUUCCAGGUGCUCCUUUUUAAAUGCUUCUGUUACAGGGUUUUCACUUCAAGCAAGGACCAGCACUGCUGUUUUUUUACCAGAGCCAAUUUUUUGGGGUUUUAUCUCUUUGUGAUACAAAAAAUGUCUUUUUCUAAGUAUGUGAGCUGAACUUUUGUUUUUUAACUCUCACGUUUUAAAGAGCCUUGACUUGUUCACUGCGUCAACGUAUUAAACUUCGAAUUCUCUGUGCUUGUGAUUUGUGUUUUCUCUAAGCAGUUUUUCAACCGAAGCAUUCUAGGGAUCACCUCCCGGCUCUUUUCCUGGUGCAGAGACCAAAAUACUUGAGAGACUCCACACAGCCUUAUUUCACAUCUGCUCCAUGGCCGGAGCUUUGAUACAGCAUGGAACAAAAAUCCCUUGAGAGUCUUUGGGCACCUCCUGCCCUGGAACACGGGAUGGCUGGGAGGAGGGAGCAUGUCACGCUGUUGUUCUUGAAGAAGCACUGGCUGCCCAGGAGUGAAUUCCUCACACUGCAUCCCUCUAGGUCAGAGCUAAGGGCACCACUCUGGCAGUUUUGUGUAGUUUUAGUAGGAAAAUGAGACACCUGGAGCUAUCGAGUGCAGAACUGCUCCGGGCUGGGCAUCAGGCGCCAGCUAACUGCAAGCACAGUGUGAGGAGCAGCCCCUGGGGCGGCAGCCAGCUUUGGGAGAACGUCCUGGCUCGCCGGUAUCUUUAACGUCUCCUAUGUGAGCACAAUCUUCACCUUUUAAAAGUCAUCCAUUCCAAACUUCACUCACCCAAGACAUUCACAGCCAGAAUAAACACCGAGCGCGCCUGCUGAAGGGCUUCACUCUGACAAGGCCAAGAGAUGCAUUUUCCUGGGGAAAAAUGGCUUUUAUCCUAGAAACACUGAGUGUCAUUAAAGCUUUCUGCAGGUGUCGGGAUAACCCAACUACUCUCUCCACACAGCAGCUGCAAAGCAGUAACUU